Molecule: messenger RNA, 2615 nt
Organism: Botrytis cinerea B05.10
Lineage: Eukaryota; Fungi; Ascomycota; Leotiomycetes; Helotiales; Sclerotiniaceae
Exons: 3
Coding region: 954-1853 (299 amino acids)
Source: RefSeq, a predicted model, not a curated record
GGUGAGGCAAAACGUCGGCAAAAGAAAAGAUAUAUGUACAAUGAUGAAAAAAUGGCAUGGAUUUCUCAAACCGCCACUUGCAACUCUAGAAUCUCUUGUAGGGUUGAUGAAUUCGCUGCGAGAAUUCUGUGUAAGAGAAUUCUAGACUUAGCCAUACUUAGAUGGAAGGUAAUCGGUGAUAAAGAAUUAUUUUUUAUUUGUUUGAAGUGUUCACCGCAACAGAACUAGACGCUAGGUACAUAACACCCCUCUUCAAAAGAUCUACAAAAUCGAAAACUUAUCCACUUACCUACUUUGUAAAUCAAUCCACCAACACUUUGCCUAUACGAGCAAUCAAGAAAACACCCCCCUGAUCCUUGGGGAUAUCCGAUGUAUAAUGCGGAUUUUAGAGAAACCAAACUACUUCAAUUAUCAAGACAAUUUCUUGCACCAAAGCAACUCCAGAAUGAAAGCAAACGCGUAUAUAUUCGAAAAGUUCGCUCACACUUACCGAAAAUCUUCCCCCUUCCGAUCUUCCCUACUUCAUCCGUCUCCGAACUUUUGCUUUUCUACUGCUAGACAAACUUAUAAAACUAUUCUUGGGCCCCCUCAUUUCCAGCUAUACAUAUGUGACCCAUCCGCCCCGCAACUCAACCAGGGAAAUUAUCCAGACUUUCAGAGCUCGAGUGUCAAUAUAUUGGCUCCAUCUUUGCCGGGGAUUUAAGCACGAACCAUUUCGCGAUACCCUUCCUCGAAAUCCAAAACUCAGAAGCACCUUCCUUUAUAUAUACACUUGAACAUCUCAUCACUUUGGUUCGAGACCAAAUACAUAAGUGCACGACUGGGGAAAGUACUUGGGGUACACUUAUAUUUGUGGACCAUAAUCUUCUACAUCCUACCACGUCUUUCAGUCUUCCAAUAUACCUACCACCUCUUAUACAACAGAAGUAGCCUUAUCCAAUACCAAAGUCAACAUGAAGGAAGAUAACUCUUCACCCUCCGUUGUCACCAAGCCGGAAUUCAAGACAAUGAACGGAGUAACCAAAGCUCAAUCUACCAAGAGCAGAAGAAGCGUAGCAAACAUGAACGAAACUGCUCUGGCGAAAAAGAGAGAAAAUGACCGUAACGCUCAAAGGAACAUCAGAGAAAAGGCAAGGAAGGAGAAGACCGAAAUGGAACAGAAGAUCCAAAAGCUAGAGAGCCAACAAAGAGGUUUCGAUGAGUUGGUAAAACGGAACGAGAAGUUGAGAGCGUUAUUAUUAAAGCAUGAUAUCGAUCCCGAUACGGAAGAAGUACUAUCACCAACUCGUCAGACACAAUCCCUAGAGAACAUUGCACCAGAAAAGCGACGGCUAGGGUCAGCGCAAGGCUUCCCUGCUGAAGGUAUGUUGGAAGGAAUGGAAAUGGAUCGCUCUACAUCCAAUUACCAAUUUCCCCUCGUCCCUCAGCCAAGUUUACAACAACCACCUGGACUUCUACCUAUAUACAACCAAAUGGAAUCAAAUCAACUUCUAGAUUCCCCUGAGCUCACAGGGUCUCCUGCAUCAUUAUAUUCACAUCAUUCGGCAUCUCGCACCGGAUCACCACAAAACGCAGGGGCGGUUUCUCCACCAUAUCCAAGUCAUCAAUCAAUGACUCCUCUGCAACAUAUGCCUCAACCCAUGUAUCCUCUCUCGAUGCCCAUCCAAUCUAUGGGAUCUAUUCCACAAAUGUCUCCACCUCAUGAUAUUUCACUUCAGCAAAAUUCCAGCUUCCAAAACACAUAUACACAAGACUGGUCGUUUCCUGGGUCAGCUGGUCCAAUCUGGGACCAAACCGUCGCAUUCAGACCUAUGUCGACUUAUGCUGUACCUAUGACUAUGGGUAUGUCAUAGCUAUCGAAUCGCAAGAAACAAUCCGUUGACGAGCACUAUCCUUAGAAAAAAAAGAUUCAUCGACGGUACACUUUCGGGGGCCACACAGUGAAGGAAGGCGUUAGGAAUGGGAUCUGGAUUUUUUAAAACACAUGUCGACGUACAAGCGGCAUAGACGGAGUUACAUGUGUUGAAUUUGCUGUUUUAUACCCAGUUCUAGGAUACACAACAGGACUAGAUUUGUUUUGAUUGUGUGCUAUUUUUUUUUUCACUUCUUCUUUCACAUUGGGACAUUGGAGUUUGCAGGUAUCAGGUUUAUAUUAUGGAGUGGGAGGUUAGGGCAGGCUUAGAUUCCUCGUUGAAUUUGGAUUGUCUUCAUUUGUACAUUUAUUCAGUUUGUCAGAGAUAAAUACAUAUCUUCUCAUUAUCUCAUAAAUUGUAUCAUUUACAUAACGGGAAUGAUGAUGUCCUGACAGUGAAACUUUCCCUGGUGACAAUGCCAAUAUAUGACAAACCCGUCUAACCUUAAAAUAUCCCUCCAAUCUUCACAAAACAUUCAUAGGGUCCUGGUCAUUUUCCACAUAGAAUCAAUUCAGUAGUCACUGCACACAUAUGAGAUACUCAAUGCAACAAAGGCCUUACUCUCUCAAUGAGCGUUUCUCUGAAUUUUUCGAUUAGCUAACUAAAUCCUGAUCACACCAUAUCACACCAGACUCCGGUGGAGAUAUUCCGGGAGAGCCAGAUUUACCCCUCGGAGAAGAUCUGCAAUCCGAAGUAUAACCA